Molecule: messenger RNA, 2583 nt
Organism: Capronia epimyces CBS 606.96
Lineage: Eukaryota; Fungi; Ascomycota; Eurotiomycetes; Chaetothyriales; Herpotrichiellaceae
Exons: 4
Coding region: 1-2583 (860 amino acids)
Source: RefSeq, a predicted model, not a curated record
AUGCUCCCGGGGCCGACUCAAAGCAAAGAGGUCAUAGAAAUCCCACCGGUCCUGGCGAAGUACCUGGCCCAAGAGGAUUUGAAGGAGUUCGAGUGUCCCUACUGCUUCACCAUGUGCUCGAAGCGACUACUGCACAAAAAGGCAUGGACUGCUCAUAUCCUGAAGGAUCUUCGUCCUUAUGUAUGCACUUAUGAGAGGUGUCCAGAUGCCAGUCAACUCUACGACAGCUUUACCGACUGGGCCAAUCACGAGAACCAGGCCCAUGGAUAUGUACACCAGAAAAGAACAGACCAAGGCCACGAGCAUGGUAUUUCCGAGCCCUUCCACGCCAACACCGCUGCCGCUUCUGCUGCGAUGGACAAUGUAUCUCUGGCACCUGGUCGGACAUGCCCCUUUUGUCAGGACACAUUUGACGCAUUUGGGAAAGCACAACAACAUGUCGCCAACCAUCUUAUUCGAAUUGCCCUGUUUGCCAUGCCCCGCUCUGUGGGUGCUGAGACUGAAGAUGAAGCCCAGGAUGGCAAAUCCGACCAAAAUGCCACGGGGGUGACGGAUGAAGACCAAAUGGACGUGUCGCUCGCCCAUUCAGUCGCCCUGACCUUCGACAGCACUCCUCAGUCUCCGCGGGAAGCUCUCGUUGAGGACGAGGAUCGAGACUCGCUAAUAGAUCCUCCAAGUCCAAUUCGAGAAGACGAUGAUGAUUUUAUGCCACCUUCUCCCGUCAUGCCUUUUGUCGAACGGACUUUUGACAGUACUCCUCCAUCUCCGCAGGAAGCCCUCGCUGAUGAUCUAAGCUGGCUGGAAGAUCCUCCAAGUCCAAUACGAGAAGACGAUGAUUUUGAUAUGGCAUUUCCUGCACAAAGUCCAACAGCACAAGCACGCCUACUCAGGCAGAGAAUAUCACCAGAAGGACCGAUACCUGACAAAUGGACUAAUAUCCUUCCGGCCCCAACUGAGAGCGAGAGUUCUCUUUCGUCUCCGCGACAAGUGUCUCCGCGACGAGAUUUUCUAUUAGACUCCGACCUCGAAGAGCGUGAAGACCUCGCGGAAAAGAUUGUUACGCCGCCCCUGCCACCCAGCCGAAGUGAGGGCGAGGAGGAAGAAAUCAUCACCGCCAAGAGGGCAGAGGGGACAGAAGGCGAGGACCUUAGUAAUCCACUUCCACAACCUAUACUCAAUGACAAGAAUAAUGCAGCCCUGGAGACUUUCAUCGUUUUGCGGAAGAGGAACGAGCUGCCAGAGAGGAACGACGACGCAUCCGCAGAGAAGAGAUUGAAGCGGAAGAGGAACGAGCUGCCAGAGAAGAGAUUGAAGCGGCAGAAGCCAAAUUCUUCCCGAAGCCUUUCUUCCCGAAGCCUAUACGCCACCCAAGAGACGUUCUCAGACCUGAAUAUCAUCGGCGUGGCUCCCGCCCCGACUCCGCGUCCAAUCCACAGUAUAACUCCAUUUAUGCGAGAAGGCGGGAUCGAGGACAAGGAUGAAUAUUGCGUGUUAUAUCCCCCCACUUCAUCGCGAGAAGAAGAACACGACGACGACGACGACGAAGGGGAAGAUUUCAGGUGGUUCGAGGAGAAGGAAUCUGGAGACGAAGCUCCCACUCGGCGCAGAUAUCACAGAUAUCGCAGAGCAACAAGAUCUCCGGGCCGAAGCUCUAGUGGCGAAUCUGUUCUGAUGGUUGUCCGAGGGAACAAAGGUGAAGGCGGAGAUCAAGGCGGAGAUCAAAGCGGAGAUGAAGAGGUCACCUAUAUUCUCCAUCCCCCUUCUCCGUCUCGUCCCCGAAGUCCGUAUCUGGCUCCGAGAAUCAACGCUCCUCUGUCUACGCAAGAAUCCGUCGUUGGGUGGGAGAACCGAGAGCGGACGGAUGCUCCUACUCAAUUGCCAGGAAAUUACGACAAGGAAGAUCCUAUAAACCUCCCGGAGGUGAAGGUCAUAUCCAGAUACAAAGACUCUACGCCUUUGUCUCCUCCUUCUCUUCCUCCUCCUCCUCCUCCGGCUCGGCCUCAACGGCUUAGGCGCUAUGUCAAUGAAGACGAGCCUGACGUCAUCGACCGAGACCGGACAUCCGUCGAUAAUGUUCCUCGUGCGUCUGGCGGUCAAAGAAUGGAUGGUGUAGGGUCAGCUAGCGGUGAGAUAACAUGGCAGAGAGACAACGGGCCCAGCUAUGAGAGCCCAAAGGGACUUUGGACGGAAAUCACAAAGGAUAUGGUGGAGAAAGAAGCAAUUGUACAAAUGGGCUUUGAAUGCGAGGAAACGGAAGAUUUCUACUAUGUCACUGACUACCUGCGAUACGAGGACGUCGCUCAACUAGUGCGUCUUUCCGAUGACAUCCGACGAGAAAGACGGGCGAGAGUCAGAUCAAUCGUGGGGGAAGACCCAGAACCAGCCGGUGCGAUAGAGGCUAAAGGUGAAGGGGUCACACGCAUUGAGCCUAAGAAAGGUACACGGGAAGAGUCAACCUCGUCUAAAGGGGUCGAGAUCGGGCUCAAGGAUUCAGAUGAAGAUGAAGAUGAAGAUGAAGAGAUGGAGAAGAGACGUCGUGAAGAGAUGGUGAUUAGUUGGCAGAGAGAUUAUAUACUCAGGUAG